Alternaria rosae is the source of this 1788-nucleotide messenger RNA. Its product is annotated as autophagy-related protein 27. NCBI's taxonomy places the organism in Eukaryota, Fungi, Ascomycota, Dothideomycetes, Pleosporales, Pleosporaceae. The coding region runs from base 378 to 1436 and encodes 352 amino acids. The transcript is spliced from 2 exons. The record is from RefSeq and is a predicted model, not a curated record.
GAGAGGUUGGGAAGGUGAUGGUUGAUCAUGGGCGAUCUGAUGGGCGGAGAUUCAGGACCGCCGAUCUGACUAAGCAGCGGCCGUUUGAGUCGUGCAGCGUCAUUCGCGCCAACUUUCCUCUACGAGUCGGUUCACGCGACAUCGCGACAUUGCUGCCCUGAUCAAGUGACGCUGCGACCCUGCAGAGUCUCUCUUUCACGUCUUGGGAUCCAUCCACCGAACGCCUCGUGCCUUCCCGCUCGACGUCGCGACAGUCGCAAAACAGCCAACGGUUGCCUCCCUGAUCCUCAUCAUCUCCGUAACGCCGUAUCCGUCCCCGAAGCUCCACCGUCAUCCUUCCAUCAACCACGACCCUCGCAUCACCUACCAGCGCCACCAUGGCACCAUCGCGGUCCCGAGCGCCACUGCUCUCAAUCCUCGCCCUCACAUCCCUUCUCCCCUACACAGCCUAUGCCUUUGACUGUAAAGACAUCCUCGCAGAUGGCCAGCACUUCAACUUCAAAGAGCUUGGCGGCCCGCACGUAGUUCAUUACAAGGAGUCUGAUAUCGCCAAAGAACUUGAGUGGAAGUACAACUUUACCAUCGACAUCUGCAACAAUCUCAAAUGGCACAAAGGCGGCAGUCUGGCGACCGAGUGCCAUCACGGGACAAGGGUGUGUGGAAUCAGAGAGAAUAUCGAUUUGAGCAGUGACGAUAACUCCACCAUCACUCCCAUCGACAUCGCCGGAACAUAUGCGACGCAGAAUGGGAGGAAGAUCGAUGCCAAGUUUGAGAAUCUGGGCCACUCCAAGAGCAACAAUGAUGCAGGACUAGAGGGUGUCAGGGCAACGUUGAACGGGGGCAGAUUCCCCUUCGAUGACCGGAAGGAUGGCAUAAACCAACGUGCGAUCAUCGAAUUUGUCUGCGACAAGGAGAGGACGGGACUGGAAGGUGACGAGAUGGACAAGAGCCCGCACGAGGAUGGCGAUAAAGAAGAUGACGGUGACGACAAGAAGGAUGAUAAGAAGGAGGGUGAUGACAAGAAAGAAGAGAAGCUGAGGAGGAGAGAAGAGAACAGCAAGGGCAAGUGUGAGGACAGCGACAACAGUCUGCGCUUCUGUGGUUACGAGAUGGAGACGGAAGAGAAAGACAAGAAAGUUCAGACACUGCGACUGGAAUGGCGGACCAAGUACGCCUGUGCGGAUGCGCCGUCGCCGGACGGUGGCUCCCACUGGGGCUUCUUUGGCUGGUUCUUCAUCAUCCUCUUCCUCGCGAUCGCUGCCUACCUUAUCUUCGGCUCAUGGCUUAACUACAACAGGUACGGAGCGCGCGGAUGGGACCUUCUGCCCCAUGGAGACACAAUUCGCGACAUCCCGUACAUUGCAAAAGAUUUCGCGAGGAAGGUCAUGGGGACUGUACAGGGAGGCGGAAGCAGAGGAGGCUAUGCUGCCGUGUAGAGCAACAUGUCAAUAUCCUGGGAUGGAAUACCGUGGUGCAGGGAUGCAGGAGAUGCUUUGUAGGAUACGCCAUGUGAGGAGGAAAGAGCAUACAAGGCGCUGGAGUUAUGAUUUUGGCUUUUGAUCAGCACUUGCGACACUUACCUAGAAUUUGAGAGAUGCGGAAUGAGGAAUGGGACCCAACCGUUGGAUGUCUAUCGAGUUAACAUUUGCGUCAAUAGUCAAUGCUAUCUUGAGCUUCCCAUCAAUAUCCUGCGUUCGAGAGCACUGUUGGAUUGCUGCCGCCUUUGUUGUAUAUUCACGUACACAAUGUUACAUGCAUUGAAAUUGUGGGAAGUUAUAUACUGUCGUC